Molecule: messenger RNA, 21921 nt
Organism: Pelobates cultripes (western spadefoot toad)
Lineage: Eukaryota; Metazoa; Chordata; Amphibia; Anura; Pelobatidae
Source: the annotation of a GenBank genome assembly
AGUCUGAAACACUAAGCAGCUCAGAUGUCUGGUUUAUGUGACACUAGGUACUUUUGAUUUACAAACCACAAGCAACAGUCACAUACAGUUUAUUUAAAGCCCUUUCCCUCUUGAAAUGUUCUUCUGGAUGAUGUGUUGAAAUGCUCAUCCAAAUUCUACAGAGACUGAGGUCAUGGAGAUUGUGGGAUCGCCAAUUGGAAGAUGAAACUAUAGAGCUCCUGCAGUACAGAAGGUAGAGUGUUACUCAUUAAUCUUAUGCCAGGAGGGAGAUAUUACAAUACAGCUUUAUUUCUUCAUUUAUGGGUUACAAGAGCAGCAACCUUUUUGGAAAAUAAAAAGUCUAUUAUCUUGGAUACAAUUGAGGGUUCUAUAUAAACAGCAAUUCAGUGGCAAAGUAGUACAAGUAGUGAAAUAUGCAGGAUCAGCUGAUAAUUGUUAAGAGAGAUAGAUAGAUAGAUAGAGAGUUCAGCUGUUGCUGCCUAAAUUUUGUAAUUCAAUGUGCUGCUUAGUGAAUACCCCCCCAACCACAUAUAUACAAUAAAACUAGCUAGUACUUGUGUAUAUACCAUUGAUACCAUUCUUCAGCAUGAUUAACCAAGCUGCAACCAAUUUUCUAAGCCUCAAAAUUCUCUAUAUAGCAAAGUGCUCACAGUAAAAUAUUAUUUUGUACACCUUUGUUUCAUCAGAUUAGAGAUAGCUCGACUGAUAUAAUCUUCAGUUGUUGGCACGUUAUCAUUUAUUUCAGAUAGCAGCCUAUAUAACAGAGGUUGCAAUCAUCAAUCAUUAAUAUAACUAUUAAUGGCUUACUGUAUGACACAAUGGGUUUCCAAGUUGUACAGUUGGUUCAAUUCUUGCCAAGCCAACAUGGCCUGAGGGAUGUUAUCUACAGCAAUAUGUUUAGUAAUACUAUCUCAUUCCAUGUGUUGUAUAAACAAAGCUGUUAAACGGAUAUCAAUCAUCUCUCUAUUUAGUAUUUAGACAACACUUAACAUGUAAUCGUUACACAGAAAUGACCUUGAUCUGCUAGAAAAGUAUAAUGUCUGAUCCCUGCAGCUGUGACCAUGUAGACAAAAUUAAUGUAGUUCAUCGUAUUUGGACUGAUGGGUUCCAUUCAAUUGAUAAACAGGAAAGGUCUUGGUAUUUAGAAAGAAUCAGUAUAUCAGUAUGAAUAUUCUAUAAAUAAUAUAAACAGUGCAGCUAUAACUAAACAGAAAGGGUCAAUGGAGUUGAUUGACAGCUUUAUUGGUACUGCUCUCUAUGUCAAUAUGUUCCUAAAUCAAUGGAUUAUACUUCUAAAUGUAAUAACGCUAUAUUCACCACCCUGGUGAUGACAGCUGGCCCAUUAAUCUUCCCAUCAUUUUGGAUGGGCAAGAUGGUUAAGCGAGAAUAUCUCCAGCAAUAAACUUUCCAUAUGAAUUCUGGAUUAAUAUCUAUUGUGACAUAUUUUGAUUAAACAGAUUUACAUAUAUGAAGACCUUCGAGUACGCUUUAUCCUGGAUCGUGUGUGUAUAUACCGCUAUAUAUAUAUAUAUAUAUAUAUAUAUUGAAUGGUGUCAAGCUUCAUGUUGAAAUAUUGAACCAAAAUUAUCUGUAAGACUAUAUUGUUUUGAUUUUUUGUUAAGGAUACAAGAGUCACCACUACUUCUGGCAGCAAAAGAAAACAAUGUUACACGAUUAAAGGAACUUCUUAAAGAUGGCAAAUGGCACCAGAAUGAAAGAGGUCUGUAUCAUGGCAUCAUCACUGGUAAGAGGUGUACAGUAUACAGUACAGGGGUAAAACAUUGUUUUUUGUGUGUUUAACUUGCCUAAAAUAUACUUGGUGGGUGUCUAGUUUCCAAAUUGUCUUUUGUAAUUUAAAUUGUGUUGAUGAGUGGCUUCUAGUUUAUAUUGUAUCUGUUAUUUUGUUUGUCUAGCCCAGGGUUGUCAAACAUACGGCCCCCCAGAUGUUGCUGAACUACAACUCCCAUGAUUCCCUGGCUAUCUGUUUCAUUGAAAGAAUCAUGGGAGUUGUAGUUCAGCAACAUCUGGGGGGCCGCAUGUUUGACAACCCUGGUCUAGCCUAUAUUAACCCCUUAAGGACACAACUUCUGGAAUAAAAGGGAAUCGUGACGGAAUAUUUCCGUCAUGUGUCCUUAAGGGGUUUAGAAUGCUGUUAUGUGUUUCUUGUUUACGUUUAUGUGUGAUCCUGGUUUAAAUUGUACAUACUGUUUUUCAUAUUUACUUUAUAAUUAUGCACGUGUAUGUAGCAUUAAUCUAAUUAAUACUGGGCUUGUGGUUUUAUGUCUUUAAUAUAUGAUGUAUGUUUUUUAUGUAAAUAUUAUAUGUGGAGUUCAAUAGAUUUUGAUAUUAGAUACAUACAUUGCAGGAUUGGUUUUAAAUGUAAUGUGGAGUUAAAGUACUUGCAGUAUACUGAAUAAACUGUCUUUAUUUAAUGUAUUGAUAGGAGCUGUGGGUGAAACAUCGCUGCAUGUGGCUGUCCAACACAAUAGCCUGGAAGCAGUACAAGUUCUAUUAGAAGAAGCACCAGAGCUAAUUAACCAGCCAAUGACCUCUGAUUUCUAUCAAGGUAUGGCAAACAAUAAUUAUUUAUCCUUUUACGUACACAUACACAUCCUACCUCAUUCCUCCUUUCAUCCACUCACUUAUUCUACCUUAUUUUCUGUAGUCCCAUAAGCACAUACUAUCUGUCUAUAACAUAUUCUUUCUAUUUCUCUGAUGUUUUUACUUUCCUUCCUUAAUUCCUAUGUUCAUCCUCUAGCAAUUUUUCAUACUCUUGCAUACUCAUCCUAUCUUCCCUCCUUUCUAUUCACAUAUCUUACUUUUCGUCUCAUAAAUUUCAUUAUUUCUUCUCCUCCUAUACAUACCUUUAAUCUAAAUAUACAUCUUACCUUCCUUUAAUACCAUACCAUCAUUAUCCGUAUUUCUCUACUGCUUGAUCUUCGCCUAUUCCUGCUUAUGCGUUGGUCCGAUUUUCAGAUUGUGUUCUAUAUUUACCCUUGCUAUGCCUGGCCACUCUAAGAACUGCUAAUUAGUUUUCUCCACUUAGUAUAGAACCUGCUGUGCCUUAUGUUUUCAUGUUGGGGUAUAACUGCCUUGACAGUUAAAAAACCUCUUAAGGUGAUACUCACAACUCACAACAUAGGUGUACUCUAGGUGUAUUUAAAAACAGCAAUUUAGUGAUGUUGUGAUACAUACAACCAACAGCGUGAUAUAUAAAUAUAAUUGCAACCUUGUAAAAUCACAACUUUGGUAUCUAAAAAGGAGACAAAAAAAGCAGAAGGAACGCCUAUUGCAAUAAAGUUACAAAACAUAAAAUAAAUAUAUAAAUCUGUAGGUCGUCAAUUCACAAGUUGAGAGUGGUUAGAGCACCACUCAAAGCUAUAACACCCAGGGAGGAUCAGCCACUUGAGUGUGUGGGAUCCAAUAGAUGCACUUGUGACCAGGGUUGCAGAUAAGUGAAAAUUCCUUUAUUCCAAGUAUAAUAAAAAACAUAUGCAGAAAUGGUAGAAGUCCACCAUUCACUCACCAGCCCUUGGGAAUAGGGACAUCUUCUGUGAGGUAUACAGGCUGUAACAGCCGUCAUUCAUGUUCCUGAUCGUGGCUGGCUUCCGCGUUUCUGGUUCAUAAUGCAUUUUGCCCUUCCUCUUGGGGCUUUCUCAAAUGAGCAGUGGGAAUAUCAUCCGGAAUAUAAGGAGCUGCAGCAGCCUGGCAGACAGCACAGGUAUUGUUUCAAGAACUGACGAUUGCAUCACGGCUAGGAGCUCUACAAAUAAAAGACGAUUAGAAGUGAGAGGAUGCACUGCUCAUUUGAGAAAGCCCCAAGAGGAGGGGUGAAACGCAUCACGGACCAGGAACGCAGAAGUGUUUGAACUGUCUGCACCAGCAAAACCAGCCACGAUCGGGAACAAGGACGGCUGUUACAGCCUGUAUACCUCACAGAUGAUUUCUCUAUUCCCAAAGGUUGGUGGGCGAAAGGUGGACUUGUACCAUUUCUGUAUAUGUUUUUAUUAUACUUGGAAUAAAGGAAUUUUUACUUAUCUGCAACUCUGGUCGAAAGAGCAUCUACUGGAUCCCACAAAUUCUAGGGGCUGAUCCUCCCUGGGUGUUAUAGCUAUGAGUGGUGCUCUAACUACUAUUAACUUGUGAGUUGACGACCUACAGAUUUAUAUAUUUAUUUUAUGUUUUGUAUCUUUAUUGCACUAGGAGUUCCUUCUGCUUUUUUUGUGUCUCCUUUUUAGAUACCAAAGUUGUGAUUUUACAAGGUUGCAAGUAUAUUUAUAUGUCACACUGUUGGUUGUAUGUAUCACAACAUCACUAAAUUGUUGUUUUUAAAUACAUCUAGAGUACACCUUGGUUGUGAGUUGUUAAUAUCACCUUAAGAGGUUUUUUAGAUAUCCACAGAGGGUUUUUCUUAAUCCUGCGCACCAUCACUUCCAUUUGCUACUUCAUUUAAAUCUCAUUACCAAGAUUUUGUGUUGGUUGUGGCAAUUGUUAUUUAAUAUUGUGCAAUUAAUGGUAAUUUUUUGCGCCAUCUUAUUUAUAGACGAAUAUAUUGCCUUGACAUUAACCUACUCAUUUUACUUUCUUAUGGUCACCUAAUGACAUAUUGUUGCAUGAUCUCCUAUAUUUCUUUAGGUAUUUUAGUUUACACCAUAAGUUGAGUAGGAUAACAAAGACAUAGAAGGCAAUGCUUCAACUAUAAGGAUUAUCUUCCAACUGAAUACAUUUCCUCAUAGUAAAUAUGUUUCCCUUACAGGACAGACAGCUCUACACAUUGCAACUGUAAAUGAGAACAUAAACCUGGUCCAGAUGUUGAUAGAGAAAGGGGCUGAUGUUGGUUCACCUCGCGCUAUUGGAACAUUUUUUGCACUAAGUCCCAAGAACAUUUUUUACUUUGGUGAGCACACGUAAAAUAAUACGUCGAAUUGCAAUCUAGUCAAGACUAGACAGACGCCUGUAUAAUUUUCCAUAAUACUGAUUUUUAUUGUUAGCUUCUAGCUUUCUCAGAGGUUGCAGAAGAAAAGAAAAUUAUACUAAAAGUAGGACAGUUGAGAUAGCUUGUAGCAUAAUACGAAAGGUAAUAAAGAUUUAUUACACUCACAUAGAAACUUGGCUAUAGAUGUAUGUUGAUGGAAGAUAAAAUCGAACUGUCCGGUCUAGCCUGCCUUCCUUGUCCAUUUUCCAUUAUCCAGAGAAUAUGCACAUCUCAUAUACAGCUAGCCAUAUGCAAUAUAUAUUAGGGAACAUAAAUUAAUUAUAAUGUAUAAGUGUGUCAACUAAGAUUAAAGUGAUGUAACAAAAUUUCUACUCCCAGGGGAACAUAUUUUAACCUUUGCUGCAUGUGUGGGGAACGCUGACAUUGUCAAGUUACUUCUAGACCAUGGAGCAAAUCUCCGGGCUCAGGAUCGUUGGGGUAAGAGCUGAAAAGUGAAUAAAUCAUAGGUUAAGAUACAAGACAGCUAAAACUUAAAGGAACACACCAAUCACCAUAACCAACACAGAAAGCUGUUGUGAUUGUGGUGCUUGGGGUACUUCUUAAACACUGGACAUGAAAGACAAAGAGUGCGGUUCUGGAACAAACAAUCUGAAACUAGAGUAUAGACUCUCUGAAUAUUGAACAACCAAGGAAAUUAGUGCUAUAGACCAGGACAUUCAUUCAGAACAAUACAAAUAUGUGUCUCAAAAGUUUAGUCAAACAGAAAGUGUCUAGAGAAUUUGGACUUCAUCAUUUGACUUUAAAUAAUUCAAUAUUUGAACCUUUUUGACAUCCAUUGUCAGCAUACACUUUUGUUGAAAAUGUCAAGGUAAUUUAAUAAAGUGUAUUCUCCCAAGAUGAAUUGAUUGAAUUUCCAAUUUAAGUCCAAAGUAGAUGAACUGGAAGCAUAGCUGUCUUGGAGAUUUUUUUCAGUUCAGGUAUUUUAACCUGAAGUUUAAAAUUCACUUGGAAUUCCCGACAAUUCUUCAUUAAACAAUAUUAAAUAUGAUCAUUUAUCUUAUAAUCCUAGAGGAACUAUUUGCUAUUUGCAAGUUCUAAAUUACUAUAUGAGGAAGUUAAGUAUUUUAUAGUUUAUAGGUGACGAAAAUAAAUGAUGGCAUGACAUACCAAAAAUGUUGCCACUUUAACUUUAUAGUACUUCAAUUUUUUUAAAUAUAGUGGAUUUUUUUUUUUUUGGUAAUAUACACAAAUCAAUCUUCUCCAAAAGUGAAAUAAUCCCUUAUAUAAUAGAAAAUCCAUAAAUUGCGAAACUUUACACAAGUGUGUAAAAAAUAAUCGUGACCCACUAAGUGAAUUUUUUUCUGUUUUAUCAGGUAACACUGUCCUGCACAUUCUUGCUCUCCAGCCUAAUGCAGCCAUGUGCUGCCAGGUGCUUGACUUUCUGCUAUCCAAUGACGUCAGGCCAGUUGGACGACCUUUGGAAGAGAUUCCCAACAAACAGGGACUCACACCAUUGAAGUUGGCUGCCACUGAAGGGAAUGUGAUUGUGAGAUUCUUAUUCUUGAAGCAUUUAGAGGAUUUGGAAUUUGCUUUGGUUUUUUUUUCUACAUUUUUAUCAUUGGUUCUAGUGGACAAUUGCCUUCAGAGUAGGCAAGUAGGACCAGGGACUUGGCCAUCAUUAGGCUCACUAAUUUAGCAGGAUUUAGAUAGCAUCGUGUGAGGGUCAAUAUUCGUAUUUCUAUCUUCACUGGUUCUUAGGGGGUGCUUAUAAAACUCAAUAUUUUUAAUGAGGCACAAUAUUUACUUUUUAAUGUAUUUAGGUUUGACUCUUGUUGAUGUGAUUGUCUUUGUUAGAACCAUUUACUGUCACAGCUAUUUAAUAUUCCAUAUGAGGCCCCUUAUACAUCACAACUUUACUAGAUGUUUCAGCACUUGGUACAGAAGAAGAGGAAGGUCCAGUGGAAUUUUGGUCCUGUUACAUCCAUUUUGUAUGACUUGACAGAACUUGACUCACUUGAUAAGGAGCAAUCUGUUCUGGAGCUAAUCGUAUCCUCAAACAAAAGUAAGGUAGGAAGGAAUCUUAUCUGUAUCUUGUUAUUAACUCAAUGGUACUGCUGGAGGCUGUUGAAUAUUAACCAUUCCUUAUUAAUCCUUUCUAAUUAAUUUUGUUUGUUUUUUCUGUAUCAUUAUUUGUUUUAAUUUUGAUUCCACUUUACUUAAAAUAUAAUCAGAUAAGGUGUCUGUAAAUUGAAUUUAUGAUUUAAACUCUUAAAAAUAGUAUUUUCUUGUUAAAAAAAAUAUUGCUUCCUGUACCUCAUUGUCUGUCUGAGCAUCAUUGGAAAUGUAGGUCACAAAGAUGGCAAAUAAAGUGCUAAUUAAACCACAAUACCAUAAUAAUCUCUCAACAAUGUAUUAGGCCUGAGGGUAGGAGAUGUAUUUCUGUUACUGAUUCCAUGACUAGGUUCUGAUAAUUCCUGCAGUUAUGAGCGUUUAUUGAUAGAGUUAAAGGGACACUGUAGGCACUUUAUUUAAUCUCAUUGAAUUGUUUAUAGUGCUUAGAGCCACUAGCGAUGACCUUCCAUUCAUUGUUAAACCAUUUUGAGCAAUUUCACAUAAUAUAAUAGUCCCUGGCCCUGUAGCCAGGCCCCUACAUCCUUGUUAGCAUACCAGUUCAUACCAGUUAUGGACACUGUGAUAAAGGCUCUGACUCUCGCUGAAAUGUUGCCUCUGUUUCAAUUAAAAUCUGUCUUUGGAUUUUACCCUGUGAGUGCCAGAAAAGCUUUCAAUUCUUCACACCAUGGACACUGUGAUAAACUGAAAGUGGUCAGCUCAGCUUGUUGCUCAAUGGAUAGUGAACUCCGAACACUAAAACCACUUCAAUAAAUUGGAGCAGUUACAGUGUCCCUUGAAGUGAGGUGAAAUUUUCAGUUUCAAACUCUCUUUAGAUGAAUGUUUGAAGAAAUAUUGGUUAUUUCUGUAAAUCAAAAGCAAAGUAUCAUGCAAACCAUCUAAAAUAUAUUAUUAAAUUGGUACAUUCUUGGUCAAGUUGUAUCUAUUGCAUAUCUUUCAACUGUCUGACCUACAAAGUCCUAACGCAGACUCCACCAUAAUGUGGUGAUCUGCCAUGGCCAACCUUCACUGUUAUCAUGAAAUCCUCUGCUGUUCUUAUUAAAGCUUCAACUUUAAGAUUGCUUCCAUAGUGUUUCUACCAAGGGAAAUCCACCAACUCAUCCCAUCAUCCUCCCCUCAAUGUUUUCAAAUUAUAUGUUCCUAAAAUGUACAUAUACAGAAGUAUGACAUCCUAAACUCUACACUUUGAUGCAUAAUUAUUAAUUUAUCCAAUAUUCAUGUCUCAUGGAAACACACAUACUGAGAUUCAUAAACCUCACACUGUUUUUAAAAUCUCUUUUUUUGGUACUCCAUCUAAGUUCUAGUUAAGCAAUGGUAUUUUUUAAUUAUUAUGUCAUGGCCUGUCAAGCGAAAAAGUAUUUUUAAUAUUUCUUCUUUUAAUCUACUUAAAGACGCUCCAAAUAUUGAACUUGGCGCCAAUUAAACACCUGUUGAAAAAGAAAUGGCGCAGAAAUGGCCGUCCAUAUUUCUGGUUCCUGGCAAUUGUCUAUGUGCUGUAUAUGAUCUGUGUUUCCCUUUGCUGUGUCUAUCGACCACUUAAACCAAGAGAACCUUCACCUGAUAAUUUGACCAACCCCCGAGACAUCACAUUGUAUGUACAGAAAACAUUUGAGGUAACUUACACUAGUAUAAUUCAGCAUUCUAAAAAUAAAUUUUACAUAUCAACAUUCCCUCUGUCACCCCAAAAAAUGUUUUAGGGAAAAUCUUGACUUUGAUUUAAUAUUUUUAGAUAAGAUUUUCAGGUUGAUCACAAUAUGUUAAAAAAAAAAAAAAACUUUUCAAAUUAUUUAUCUCGAGAAUCACUAUUAAAAUCUAUAAGAAUUUUUGUAGAUAAAUUCUUUUAUAACAGAUUUAUGAUUAUUUGAAAAGCUUAUUGAAAAAUAAUACAUUUAGGACUUAGAUGAAAACAAUUGAAUUGGUGGGGAGGACAAAGCUAAUGACAUAAAUAUAAGUAAAAACAUUCCAUUAGGUCAUUAUUAGUAUCAGAUAGGUGUCAUGUAGUAUGCAUCCUUUGUCUCAGGUAAAAGGCCCAAGCUUAGAGAAUUGCAAGUUUAGGGUACAGGGCAUGAAUGCAACAGUAAAACAACAAAUCUUUAUCUCAUUGCACAGCACGUCAGAAUAUGUGGCAACUGCAUAAAUAAAAAACACGUCAAUAGUUGUUACAUUUAAUUUAUUUUGGAAUUCUCUAAUUUUAUUUGCAUGUCUAAAUUAUGAAUUUUGUGCACUUAGCUUGUGUUUUAUUAACCAUAAGUUUAUUAUUUAGAAAAUGUGCUAAACUCAACAAUAAGGGUCAAGCAUUAUACAAGUAGUUUCUUUGUUCCGUAGACAUUCAGGACGUGGUCCACAUAUUAAGUCUUUGCCAUUUUUUGUUAUCAUUUUGUUGAAUUUUUUUUAAUGAUAAUUACAAUGUGUAGGUGAAAAGAAACAAAACAAAAUUGUCAUAAAGAACAAACUGUCCAGAAUAAAUCUUCAAAUAGUCCCCCCUUCCAAAGAACAAGAAGAGACCUAAUAUGGUCUGGAGUUAGAGUAGUUUUUACCCCUUUGACCCCUCCUCUUUCAAAAUAAGAAUAAAUCUUUCUCCCAAAAAUCUAUAUAAAAUGUACAAAAAAAGCAACACAUGCAGCUAAAAAAUAAAACAUGGUGCUCACAAUCUAUGGGUUCUCCGAUGUUGUGGACAGGUUCUAAACAUAUUACGUUAACUUUAGAGCUAGUGCAAUGACAAGUUGUAAGGCACUCAUAGUUAAAUAUUUUCUAGGAAUCUUACCUCACCCGGGACGAUCAUCUUCGAAUGUGUGGAGAGAUUGUAUCUGUUAUCGGGGCAUUUGUACUUCUUCUGCUAGAGGUAAGACUUUUGAAAACAAUAUUUUAUUUUGUGGGCAAUUUAACUUUUAAUAUUUUAACCUUAACACAUAGUAAAAGUAUUUGAACUACUUCCAGUACAGAUUUCACAAGUGUAGUAUUCAAUAUUCCUGAAAAUGUACAUUUGACUAAUUAAUGACGAUUUUAAAAAAUAAAUAAGUAAUACAAAUUAAUAGAUUGGAGAUUUUUUUCAGGCCUAAACUGCAGAAUUUGGGCUGAUUGAGUGAUUAUUCAAACAUGCUUAGUAAAUAUAUAAUACAUAAAUAUAUAAAUACAGAUUUUUCUACCGUUUCACCUGUUUUUCCUUCUUUUGGUUACUUUUUGUCAGAUGAUCAGUGAACUAGUGGUGUGCACAGGGUAAAAUUUGUUUAACUUUGUUUAAUUAAUUUUUUUAAUUUUGAUUAAUCUGAAAUUAGGAAAAUAUAAAUUCAGACUAACUGAAUUUUGUCUGAAAAUGUACAUUUCCAAAAUUUAGACGCCCAUUAUUCCAAAGGGGAAUAAUUGAAGGUGGCCGUUACAAAGUUGUAAAGUACCAAUUACGGAAGGAGAAGAAAACAACUUUCCAGAAAGAAAUCUUAAAGGCACCAAUAUUAACCAUCCAAAACAGACAAAUAGAUCCUCCAGAAUAUUUAGAUUAUUGACCAGUAUCAGUGGUAAUUGUACAUAUAAAUAUACAAAUACAACUGAUGAAAUCAGGUCUUAUGAAGAAAUUAUUCAGCCUGUGUGAACAUAUGGAUUCCUAAUACAUUGCUUGAACAGGAAAGACCUGUACUUAGAAAUCCUUUCAUACCUUUUAAGAAAAGCACUGGUCAGAGUCAGCUGGGAAGUUUAGCAGAUAAUUUAGUGCAGGUUAGUAUUGAAAGGCCACUGAAAGGACACAGUUCUGAUAAUUAUAUGUUACAUUUUCCCUGCUACAAAUCAGUCAUUCUCCAUGGAAAAAAAUAUACUGCCAAUCUCAAAUUUCAGUACUUAUUAUUAUUAAUAAAAUGAUUAGAACAAGAUGAAAAAAACUAUGCCUGACUAAAAAUGUCAUUGAGAAAGAUUAACUGUGUAUACAGUAUCUACGGAGGAAUUAUCAGAUCUUUUGUGCAGACAAAAGUAAAAAAAAGUAAAAACAGGUUGGCCAAAAAAAUAUAAUAGUAAAACAAAAUAAAAAUAGUAAAUAGUCAAUGUAUUAAAAUAUAAAAUAAAAACAUAAGCCGAAUAAACUAAAAAGUGAUUGCAUUAAAUAUAGUAAAGAUACAAAGUCUUUAGAAAUGGGUAUGGAAUAAACACCACUUAAAUGGUAGUAGAAUACAACAGAAGUUCCCAAAUAUACAGCCUUAUCUUGUUAAGGAAAACAGUAGGGAUUCUUGUUCCAUAAAGAGGUCCAUAUAAUCAUAUUAAAAAAAAAAUCAAACAAAAAGAUCCAAUAGGGUAGUAUAUCAAGACAAACAGAGCUUGUGCAAAAUGUAGUAGAGGCUUUAAAGAGCUAAAUGGACUAAGAACUAAGAUAUUGUAAUAGUGACAAAGCUGCUUCCUACUGCCACAUAUAUUAACUCUUAUGGCAUUACAUUUGUAGUUUAUUGUAUUAAGUCUAGUCUGAGCUAAGUUAUUUUAAAGUAUACUUUUCUAAUACUAAAAUAGUGACACCUGUCACAGCUUAUUGCCCGAUACAUGUACUAUUGUAUGGCCAUUUAGCAAAUCUGUUCUAGACAUCAAUUAUUCCACUAUAUAGAAGUUCCCCUCUCCUCCCCGAUAUUAUAUCUAGGGAACUACUGCUAUCAAAUUUGGUAUGACAACAAAGCCUUCAUAUUCUCUGAACAACAAAUACAUUGUAUGACCAAGGUUACACACACUGCAUUCAUACACAUACACACUGCAUUCAUAUACACACACACACACACACUGCAUUAAUACUCACACAUACACUGCAUUUAUACCCACACACACACUCUGCAUUAUAUACACACACACACACACUGCAUUCAUUAUAUACACACACUGUAAAUAAAUAUUCAAUUAAUAUAAUUUUGGGGGGAUCUAAUUUUAUUUAGAAAUUUACUAGUAGCUGCUGCAUAUCCCACCCUAGUCUUCUACUCGAGUCAAUAAGUUUUCCCAGUUUUUGGGGUUAAAACUAGGGGCCUCGACUUAUAUUCAGGUCGACUUAUACUCGAGUAUAUACGGUACUCAGUGGAUACAUGUGACAGAGCAAUGGUUCUGUUACUGGUCUGUCAUCGUGUCAGACCUAUACUGUUCCUUGUUUUGUCACAUGUGUCAGAUACAAUUACUAUGUUCACCUAUUGCUUUAUGUACAAAGAAACAUUCUAAAGGUAAAGUAGGAUUAUAUUGUGUCACAGUAAAUAAGUCAGGGACAAUGGUUGAUGAUUUACCCCUGCAGUGCAGACACUUCCUGUGUACACAAUUAGGGAAAAAGAGUGGGGCCUGUGUUUUGGAUUCAUUGUUUCCCCCUCAGUCUGGAAUUACCUGUACCUGAUGUCUUUUGUUAAUUAGCCUUUGAUAUUUUUUACAACAUUACCUAUUGUCUGGUGUACCUGUAAUUGAAUUACCUGUUUUAAAUUAGGCUCUCUAUUGUUUGAGAUUUAACAUACUCUAAUAUCUUUAAUUUUCUCCUGGGCAUCUCAUGUCCCUGAUAGAUCACUGUUGUUUAUGUGUUAUUUAGACCGCUUAUAUAUAUUUUAUCCAUUAACUUUAAAGUUUGUUUGUGAUUUACUAACAAGGAUCUUGUAUGUCUCUUGGAGCAUCCAGGUUUAUUGUCAUUUGUCAUCCACUAUAGAGUAAUUACUCAUAGAGAAUUUCCAAUGGACUAGAUAGAUAGAAUAUCCUAUACGAACCAGAGCUAUCAGUGCAGUACAUUCUGCAUUGCCGGUAGAUACACGACUCACAGUACCGGGUUUUAGUGCUUAGUGUAGAGGUUAGCUGCACAGGUUAGUGAAAGAAACCCACGGAUUAUAACAUGCCUGAACUACACCUUUUGCAGCAGAGAUGUCAGGAAGUGAACCAUAUCUUCCUAUAGGUUAGCCGAAAGCUCCAAUCACUUGCCUCCUGCAUCACCGUCAGAAUAUCAUACCUAAUUUCAAAGUCUCCCAUCGACUGCAUAAAGUCAAACUAAUUCAUCUCUGCUUUGUCCUAAGCAUCAAUAUAUCUACACACGUGCAGAAUCCAAAAGCCAGUUACAUGUGUACAACAUAUAACACAAAGUAUGAAAAAAACAUACAUGAACAAAAUUUAUAUUUUCAUUAAUUCAAUUUACAGUGAUCAAUACAAUAGAUCAGAGAUAUAAAUUCCAUAUAGAACGUGUAUUGCAUAUGAUUAAAAACCAUUCAUCUCAUAUCACAUUCUCGAAAUGUGUUAAUCAGUGGAACUUAAAGCCAUUUCGCAAACCUCCGCUGACUGUCUCAGUUAUUACUUGAAUAUACUUUAAAGCAUUAAUAGAAUAUGAAAACGUUUGUAAUUAUUAACCUAAUUUAGGGUAAAUAGAGCACACAGUCUGAAUGAAAAAAUUAAAUCUUCAUUAAUUUGACUUUAGAAGUUGGUGGUAAAUAGUUCUGCAUUAAAUAGUGUCACACAAACUAAAAUAAAUUUGUUUAUUUAGAUCUCUCAGGUACUGAGCCGUGGAAUGCAGUGCUGUUUCAGUUACCUGUGGGCAGAACCUUUCUGGAUUGUCAGGUGAGUAAAAGAUCUGUUAAAACCUUAUUAAAAAGAAAUCAUGUCUUCAAGUAGCUUUUUAGACAGUUGAAAGAGCUGGGGAAAAAAGUCCAUGUAAAGGAUGUUGAAAUGUAAUAAAUGUUAUACGUUACAUUUUUAUACAGAAUGUAGAUGAAGUUGGGAGUUCUGAAAAAACACACAUUCUAAACAGACUUUUCAAUACAGGUGCACAUAGCUUUCAACAUAAAUAAAAAUGUAAUCCACCUCUUUCUGAUUUGAUAAGAUCAACAAGGAAUUAAACUCAGUCACAGGAUACAUAAACAGGGUUAUUCACCAAAUUGAAAAUUCAAGGUGAAUUUGUGAAUUUUUCAAAUGUAACGGUAAAAUAGCAGAAUUGGGGAAAAAUAUCACUAAGUCAUUUAUGCUUUCAGUUGGCCUUGCAUUCACUUUUAAUAACAUUGAAUUCUAACUUUAGUAAAUAACCCAGAUUUUUUUUUCUUUCAAUGCUCAAUUCUCCAGGCUCAUUUCUUUGUCUAAGAAGCCUCUGUGCUUCAAGUAUUUCCACUUUCUAUAAACUACCAAGUAAAGACCCAAAAUAAGAAGUCAUAUCAGCUUCACUUAGUCAUUGUCUGUAAAAUAAGAUUCUGUCUCCUUAUUCUGCUAGAUUUUGUUUUUCUUUGAUGAUCCUGGUGAUUCUGGUUCUAAGAGUAACUAGCACUGAUGGAGAGGCGAUCCCGAUGUCCAUAGCUCUAGUGCUUGGAUGGUGUCAUGCCAUGUAUUUUGCACGUGGAUUCAAGAUGCUUGGACCUUUCACAAUUAUUAUUCAGAAGGUAACAGAACUAUCUUUAUCUCCUUGAUUACUCAUCUAUAUUAAGAUAUUAGUUCUUUCCUAACAUAAUUUGGGGAUUAAUAUCAAACUAAUUAAAAUAUGGUAUAAAACUAAAAUAUAUCAUCUCUGUUCCAUUCAGUUCCAUGCUGAUUCCUCCCCAAUGUUGCCUUAGAAUUUCUCUCUACCAAAAUUAGACACUGCAUCUUACAUCUGUAAAAAUUUCAAAUUGACAGUUUGAGUCUUGCAAAUCAUACGAUGGGAAUGUAUUACAUUGUUUUUUUUCAAUUAAAUGUUUCAUUUCCUAAUUGUAAUUUAAAUAUAUUUUUUUUUUAUAAGAAAUGUAAAUCAAAUUGAUUUCUGCUAAAACCUUCCAGCAAACAUUCUUGAGGUCUGCACAAAGGGAUAUGGAAAAAGUGGGAUUUGGAUCAUCUGUAUAAGGAAAUGUGAAAUCAGGAAGUGUUAAAUAAUUCUGGGAAAAGUUGGGUAACCAUUAGCUAUUGUGGACUACAUUUCUUGUGAUGUUAUUGUCUGGGUUGAUUUUUUUAUUAGUUGUGAUUAAUUCUGAGUGACCGCGAAAUAUUCACACAUUCUCUUUUUCACUCCAUUUCAGAUGGCAUCAAGUGAUCUCCUGACAUUUUGUUGGCUAAUGGCAAUGGUUGUAUUUGGGUAUAGCACAGGUAGGUAACAAUGUAUGCCACACAGUGAAAUCAACAGCCCUAAACAGUACCGUUUUCCAAUGUAGUAACAUCACAAUGCCUCACACAGAAACCCACCAACUACUGCUAUAUCCAUGGCCAGCGUGUCCAUAAGGCGGCACAAGCGGCCUCCUUAGGGCGCCAGAGCAGGGGGGUGCAAAAAUCCAAAUCCCCUGCCUCUGGCUGGGGACUCAGAUUUUUCAACUCUCCUCACUCUCCCUGCAGCCAGCACAGAACAGGCAGGAAGUCAGCGAGCGUCUCCUGAUGAUGUCAGGAGAAGGGGGCGUGAUUUCCACUGCUCUUCUCCCAGACUCCCCAGCAGAUCGCUGAGGAGUCUGGGAGAAGAGCAGUAGAAGUCACGCCCUCCUCCUGACAUCAGAAGAGGCCGGACAAACUUCCUGGCUGUUCUGUUCUGGCGAUCUGCAGGCUCCAGUGUCCCACCUGACCACCAGGGACAAGGCUUCCCCCUCCCUGGUCCAAGGUAAAACUCAGGGAGGGAGGAAUACAUUUAAGUUUUUUAUUUUAUUUUCUGUCCAAUUUUUUUUUAAGUAGCCCCAGCCCCCCUUCUACAGUUUCUGCCCCCCUCCCCCUGUAGCCCUUGUCCCCUCCUCCUGUAGCCCCCAAAUAUAGUCCAGCCACAAUAACUAUGUACAAAUCAACCACACACUGCACUUCUACCCAGUAUAGGCUCAUUACAAUGUCUCAUGGACCAACAUACUACCUUCACCACUGCUCCUUCUUAAAAUUGCGCCUGUCAAAGCCUCAUACAUGCAAACCACCCUCAUCACUAUAUUUUCCUAAGAAAAUCCAAUUUGAAAUACCACCUACACAAAUGACCAUGUUUUCCACUGGAGACCACGUCCUCCCAAUAUUGUUCCCAUCACAAUAUAAAGGAAUAGUAUAGUAGAAAAGAUAAUUUAUGUGUAUUCCCAAGUAUUUUGGGUUUCUAGUGCAAACUAUUAAAAGUUUUAUUUUAGAUACAUUUGACCCAUAACACUUUAUUUGUGUGAUAAUCAAUUGUUUGUCCUAUGUACAUUUCUGUAAUAUAAAUAUUGUAUUGACACAGACCUAGGAGAAAAUACAAAUUGUUAUUUUAAUUCAAACUCUUGAAGUGUGGUAAAAUUAACUAUGUCUAACUUAAUUUUUCUCUUUUUCUCUCUUUUCCAACCCUUCCAUUUUACUUGCAAUUUUCCAAUCCCUAUUUCCACCUUCUCUCCUUCUCCUGGAAAUUCCCUCUUUCAUUCUACUGCACAUUGUUUUUCCUCUUUUUGUCCUCCUGCUUAUUUCUCUUCCAGCUCUCUUUAUUGUUUUUCAGACAACAAAUCAAUCAGAUUGGGGAGUUUUCUAUCCCUAUACCCAGUCUCUGAUUAGUACCUACCAACUUUUCCUCAAUAUCCUCAAUGGACCUGCCAACUAUGAUGUUGACAUCCCCGAGAUGUACAGCUUCCUCUAUGCCUCCUUCUGUGUGAUUGCAUUCCUUCUCAUGUUUAACCUGCUCAUUGCUGUGAUGGGAGAUACACAGUCUGCCAUGGCUAAGAAAAAGGAGUUAUGGAAGGCACAGGUGAUAUACAGAAGACAUGAAGCAAGAAACUGGUUACAAAAAAAAAUGUGUGACUGAUCAUGAUUGCAUUGUGAAGUACACACAGGUCCCUCUACAUAUGUGUCCAGACAUUCUAUCACUUACUAGUAUAUCUAUAUGUAGAAAAUGAGUUUUAGUGAAGCGCCUUAUAUAUUUUCUUACAUUAAGAAAAUAUAUAAGGAUGAGAAAAGGGUUUGGAAAUAGGAAACCUAACAACCCAUUAUGUACAAUACAUAGAAAAAUGCUCUGGAUUAGCCUUAUUCUCUAAGCAUGUUACUAAUUAUAAAGUAACUGGCCAAAAAUCAAGAUCCAGACUCUGAUGAAUAUGGCACAAUCUCAAUUUGGAAAUAAAGAUAGAACAUAAAAAAUAUAUAAACCGGACUUAUUAUAAAAUAUUAGUUAAAGUCCAAUUAUGAAUCUUUGCAAAUUCCUUAAUCCAGGUAAUUCCAUUGAGUAUUUUUACUCCAUAAUGUAAGUCCCGAUAUAUGUAAGGAGAUAAAAAGAAAAAACAUAUAUAUGUAAGUGGUAUUCUACUUAAUUUGAUGAUUUAAAAUUACUUUAUUAGAGGCAUUCCUUAUAAAAAUAGAAACAAUUCCAUAAAAUAUAAAAUAUAAACAUAGACAAUCUGUGUCUUUGUCUAUUAUUAAUAUCUAAUACGUUGAAUACAUGUAAGUGCAGAGCCUAGAUCGAUCUCUUGGCAUCCAGAGUCAGCAGCGUUUUGUUGCUACACUGGAUUCAAAUCAAGGUUAGGAACGUACUAGAUGCUGAUUGUUAGUUAUGGGAGUCAGGUCCUCUCCAUAUAUAUCUAUAAAUUGUUCUAUCACUUACAUAUUUUGAGUACUGCUAGGAAAAUAAGAUAUCAUCAGGGAUUCAUAAGGUACUUCCUUUACAUGUAAACAUAUACCAAAGUAAAAUAAAGAAUUUAAUUUGUGUAAUUUGCAUAUUUCUUCAAAUGUUCUGCUUAAUAGCAUUAGUUUAUGGUUCCCCAAGACAUUAACAAAAUUUUUAGGCUUUAAGAAAUGACAGUCAUUACAGUGAGGGAAAAAAGUAUUUGAUCCCCUGCUGAUUUUGAAAGUUUUUCCACCGACAAAGAAAUGAUCAGUCUAUAAUUUUAAUGGUAAGUGUAUUUUAACAGUGAGAGACAGAAUAACAACAAAACAAAAAUCCAGAAAAACGCAUGUUAAAAAAGUUAUAAAUUGAUUUGCAUGUCAAUGAGUGAAAUAAGUAUUUGAUCCCCUAUCAAUCAGCAAGAUUUCUGGUUCCCAGGUGCCUUUUAUACAGGUAAUGAGCUGAGAUUAGGAGCACUCUCUUAAAGUUCUCAUAAUCUCAGCUUGUUACCUGUAUAAAAGACACCUGUCCACAGAAACAAUCAAUCAGAUUCCAAACUCUCCACCAUGUCCAAGACCAAGAGCUGUCCAAGGAUGUCAGAGACAAAAUUUUAGACCUACACAAGGUUGGAAUGGGCUACAAGACUGUUGCCAAGCAGCUUGGUGAGAAGGUGACAACAGUUGGUGCAAUUAUUUGCAAAUGGAAGAAACACAAAAUAACUGUCAGUCUCCGUUGGUCUGGUGCUCCAUGCAAGAUCUCACCCCGUGGAGUUUCAAUGAUUAUGAAAAUGGUGAGGAAUCAGCCCAGAACUGAUAUUGUUAAUAAUCUCAAGGCAGCUGGGACCAUAGUCACCAAUAAAUCAAUUGGUAACACACUACGCCUGAAAUCCUGCAGUGCCUGCAAGGUCUCCCUGUUUAAGAAAGCACAUGUACAGGCUCAUUUGAAGUUUGCCAGUGAACAUCUGAAUGAUUCAGAAGAGAACUGGGUGAAAGUGUUGUGGUCAGAUGAGACCAAAAUCGAGCUCUUUGGCAUCAACUCAACUCGCCGUGUUUUGAGGAGCAGGAAUGCUGCCUAUGACCCCGAGAACACCAUACCCACCAUCAAACAUGGAGGUGGAAACAUUAUGCUUUGGGGGUGUUUUUUCUGACAGGGCAACUGCACAGCAUCAAAGCUGAAGCACAUUAAGGUAUUGGAGUGGCUUAGCCUCAGCCUCCAAAAUCUGUGGUUGAGCUGAAGGUUCGAGUUGCCAAAUGUCAGUCUCGAAACCUUAAUGACUUGGAGAGGAUCUGCAAAGAGGAGUGGGACAAAAUCCCUCCUGAGAUGUGUUCAAACCUGGUGGCCAACUACAAGAAACAUCUAACCUCUGUGAUUGCCAACAAGGGUUUUUCCACCAAGUACUAAGAUGAAGGGGUCAAAUACUUAUUUCACUCAUUGAAAUGCAAAUCAAUUUAUAGCUUUUUUGACAUGUGUUUUUCUGGCUUUAUUUUUUUGGUUAUUCUGUCUCUCACUGUUAAAAUACACCUACCAUUAAAAUUUUAAACUGAUCAUUUCUUUGUCAGUGGGCAAACGUUCAAAAUCAGCAGGAAAUCAAAAACUUUUUUUCCCUCACUGUAAAUUAUGUUUAUUUGUAAGGGUAUACAUGAAAUAUAUUGUACCCAACUGUGUGAAGUUGAUAACAAGAGUCAAUGGUUAGUUAUCCUAUAUUUACAAGCAGUAUUCCCAUCUCCUUACCUAUUAAGUACAGUAUCCCAUGAAGUAUCUGCUAUACCAACAGCAAAUGUUCUUAUACCAGCACUUGCUAUCCAAACACCACAUUAAAUAGGUAAAUAAAUAAAAUGCCUAUGGGAGUUAAUAAGACCACCAUACUAAUAUGGUCUUGACCCCAUAAGGUUUGGUUUAUUUAUUUCAUUUUAACUUUUUUCAAUGUGGCAUCUAGCUAACCAUUGAUUGUCAGCCGCAACAUAAUUAGCCCUCACACAGCUGAGUUUUUUUUUAACUAUUAGCAUGCUGGCUCUUAGAGCUUCCAGGGGACAAAUACUUUAUCAGAUUAUCAUUAACUUGCAAAAAUACAAGUGAAUGAUAAUUUGCGAAUGUGCGUCCAGCCAGAUGCAUUUGGUUCUGAUUUUGGUAAAAUUUGUGCUCUGUGUAUAUUAUGAAUUCUAUCAUUUGUAUAGCGUUCGGAAGAGCAAUGGUUUUAAUCCAACUGGACAAAAUCAGGCGUUUAGUGAAUAACCCUGUCUGCUUUUUUAUUCUAUUGACAGAUCACCGACAUUACAUUAAUGAUGGAAAGGAAACUUCCGAAACGCUUGUGGCUAAGCUCACAAUUAUAUGAGCAUGACUUGGGUGGAAAAAGAUACCUCAGGUAAAUGUAGAAGAUAAAAGUACAUAAUGAAAAAAUAACAGUAUUAGCCAUAAUAAUAGUAAUUCACAUUUUUCUUGGAAAUUCCUUUUUCGCAUCAUUAAUAUUCUUCAGUUAAUGACAUAUGAGAUUUUACUCUAAUAUUGUAAUGGUGAUUUUUCCUGUUUUCUUUAUGCCAUUCUGGGUUAGUUAGUAAGUAGUACUGCAUGUUAAUGCUUGACUCUUGUUUUACUUCGAUGACGCCCACCUGAGAUGUGAAAUUAGAUGUUUUUUGUUGUUUCUUCUGCUGUGGCAGUUUGGAGGAGAGUAAGUGGCACCCUCUCCCAUAUUUAGAUGGAAGUGAAUCUAGUGACGAAUCAGACGAGGAUUUUGCAGAGUUCCUAAGAGAAGAGGACAUUAGUAUGGGCCCCUGAGCUGUAAAUAUUGGGAGUUAUCAGAUACCAGCUGGCGCAAUGGAGACUUGGAGAGAUGGGCUAUCUAAUAUAACAUCUGUGGAAGAGAAAUUAUAGAUAUGGAUUGUUCCUGUGUUUUUUUUGUUUUGUUUUCUUUCUUCUUUAACCAGAUUGUUUAACCGUGUUGUGUAAUCAUUGCUCCCCUUGAGGACAUACAAGGGAUCAGGCUAUCAGCCAUAUAGUUUAGAAAGUAUUUAAAAAAAAACAAAUUGGUGUUUGCACUGGAACAUAAUGUUUUUAAAGUGCUUAUGACACUGUGAAGGUGAAUCGCCCAAAGCCAUAGCUAGUUGAAAGUUAUUUAAAUGAAAGUUAGCUACUGGUUGUGUAUAUUUUGGGAGAAAAAAAAGAAUGGAUUAUAUUAUACAAUUUACUUUGUGAGCCUGAUUUACAAUGUUGCCAUAGGUGCAGUCUCUGUGAUGGCACAUGUGUGCAUACUGAAUUUUUCUGCAUAUACCCAGUGUACUUGUGUGAAUCCAAACACACAAGUGCACCCAGAAUGUCAAGAUGCAUUGACAUCACCAAAGUCACAGAAUUGCUGUAGUGACAAUUACUUUAUCUGCACUGCUCACCCCAGUAAAUGUUUCAGUAGUGUUUACUUGUGUAAGAGAACAAGAUAAAUGACAGCUGUUCUAACAGGACCCCUGUGAAGUUAAAAAUUCAUUAAUACAACCUGUAUAAUAGAGAGCCUUUGGUCUGGCUGAUUAUUUGGAAUCUGAAAUAAUACAAAAGAGAGAUAUAUGCAGCUACUCCCAAAUAAGAGAAAAAAGAAAGUAUUAUUUUGUUGACGAAACAAAUGAAAAUGAGUACGCAAAAUCUUACAAAAGCAGGAAGAAACAAAUAUACUUACUCCAUCACGGAAGUAAACACGCUCCACGUUCUAGGUGCCGGCAGCAAUGUUCCCCCUGUUCUGAAAAUUCUCACAAAAUAGCAGUACAACACUAAAAAAACUUAUUAGAAUAAAAAAUAUAUAUGUAUUGUGAGAACGAGUAUCCUUCUAGUGCAGAUUUAUGCCCACCAUAAAAAGAAGCAGUGAUAGGAACUGCAGUUAGCACAUCUCUGCACUGGGCAUCAAAAAAGAGAAGUGGAAGAGAAUAAAAAAACAAAGCAAAAAAGAACUAAAUCAAACCUAGAAGUGAACGCGUUUCACGUCACUACUGAAUGCUUUAGCUACAUCUUUUUUGAUGCCCGGAGCUGUGUUAGCUACAACUCCUAUCACUGCUGCUUAUUAUAGUGGUCAUGCUAUGUUCAUAAUAUUAUAAUAAAUCUGCACUACAAGGAUACUUGUUCUCUGAUAUCUUUUCUUUUAUUCCAUUAGGUUUUUGGAGUGUGGUACUGGUCUUCAGGCGCAAGCCAUUUUUCAGUCAGUCUGUUUAGAACACAAACAAAUUACAUAGUUCAGCAGUUUAUGAGAUCUGGCAAUAGCAUCCGGGAAGUUAAAAUAUGGUAUCCCUUUACACAAACUAAACAGUAUGAUAAUAGUAUUCAUAAAUGUCUUCAAGGAGAACUGUCACUGCCCAGGAUUUUUACAUUCAUGUUUACUCAUCUCCUAUAUUUAACAAAGACGUGUUUAUGAGCUUGUAAAAUAAAAAUAAAUAUUAGAAAUCCU